AGGUCAAAGACAAUAGAUAAAUAAUGCCGGGGGCGAAAAGUGCGGAGCCCUCGUCGUGCUGCCAGGACAAAAACUUAACCUCCCAGAAGCCGAUAACCCCGUCGAAAAGGAACGAGUCACCGACCAAGCAUAAAGGGGCCGACAAAACGAAAUGCCCGAGGAAAUCCAAGCUCGAGGAUGAAAAGCCGAGCUGCGACAUCGAAGCCAGCGAGCACCCGGGGCCGAGCCCCGAGGAGGUCAAGGCCCGUCGGAUGCGCAUCCUCUUACGCAAACAGAAGCGCGCCGAGGAGCAGCUGAAGAUGAUGUUCGAGACGUCGGUCGACCCCUUCGAGAAGCCGCUCAGGUGGUGGGAGCACCCCCACGUGAAAUACGCUUUCUCACACUCGGUGGUGAAAUCGAGGCUGGAGUCAUUAAUGGGAACCAACAUCGUGAGGCUGACCGACCGGAAGUACAUGCUUACGCUCAUAGCAAAAAUACGCGAGGAACACGAGAAUCAACAGGCAGCUCGGAUACAAGAGAGGAAGACACGUGAAUUAAUGCGGACGAAGACGAUGAUACUUAAUCGAUUUAUGACUAUCGAAGAGGCUCAAGCUGAAAUCCGUCAAUAUCCCCUCUUUCAACUAUACUUAUACUGCGACUCCAUAUCCCGUCGACCGCAGAAAAUGCGGCUGCCGAAGAAAGUGAAAAUAUCCGAGUCCUUGUACCGGCUACUUUAUCCAGAGAAAUUGGCCGACGAUUUACAGCUAACCCAGAAUCUGUCGUUCAUUGAAGAUGAGGAGGAGGAGAUCGAUGAGGAUGAGGGUUCUCAAGGUGAGGAGGAAAUGGAAGAUAAAGUAAGUAGAAAGAAACAUACCGCUGAGCCCGAAAAUGAAUACAUGUUCUCACAGGAUGAAUAUGAUAAUCUUCAUUAUGUAGCAGAUGCUGUGAAGAAAUUAAAAGAAAUUAAAACCGUCAAUGCUAUGUAUGCAAAGGCAUACGACAUCGUAGGAAACUUGUUCAGCUUAGUUGCAAAGAAACGGAAAAAAUGUACUUUGGACUAAUGAGCGAAAAAUGUAAGAAGACGGAAUGAAUAUAUUUUAUAAUUGAAGAUAUUAUUGUGAAAUGUCAUUUGUAACUUCGAAAUAAUAAUGAUAAUAUAUUCAUUAUAUUUUCCAAGCUAUGGUAUCGGUGAACAUGGAGUCGUUACAAAAAUAAUCUGUCGAAGCAGUGAUAUCAAGAUUUUAUAAU
This is a messenger RNA of Ceratosolen solmsi marchali, 1227 nucleotides long. RefSeq lists its product as uncharacterized. The transcript is spliced from 6 exons. The record is from RefSeq and is a predicted model, not a curated record. NCBI's taxonomy places the organism in Eukaryota, Metazoa, Arthropoda, Insecta, Hymenoptera, Agaonidae. Bases 24 to 1040 code for a protein of 338 amino acids.